Molecule: messenger RNA, 1964 nt
Organism: Drosophila sulfurigaster albostrigata
Lineage: Eukaryota; Metazoa; Arthropoda; Insecta; Diptera; Drosophilidae
Product: angiopoietin-related protein 7-like
Exons: 3
Coding region: 261-1463 (400 amino acids)
Source: RefSeq, a predicted model, not a curated record
UUCAACGAAUUUUAUUAUAAUAAAAGCUGUAUUAAGAAUUCAAAUAAUAUUUGUUAACAGCUAUUUGAAUAUCUUAACAUUAAAUUGUGGAGAAAUUCAAAUUGAUAAGCUAAUGUAGCAUAGCUGGCAUUUGACCCUAUUAUGAGUCUUAUCAUUGUUUGUAAUUUUGCACAAACUCGGCAGAUUAAGAAAACUAUUAAUUUCUGCUGUUAGUAGAUUAAACAUAUUCAACGCUAGUUGAACUACAAUUUCCGGCGAAAAUGUAUCUGCUUGCCAUAUUCUUGGGCAUCUUUUUAGGUGGUCUUUCAACUUCUCAUUCAGAAUUUAAUGUAAAUAAUGAGCUCGAUGCUGUGGAAAAUAAUUGUGCGGCAUAUUGUCUAAAUCUUUUUUUGAAAAGCAAUGAAUUUGCAAAUAACAAAUUGAAAUCUUGUGAAAUGCAUAGUAAGCAAAUGUCUAUUCUUCAAACUGAACUAGUAGUUUUGAAAUUAAAAGAAGAAAUCUCUGAAAAGAAACUUAAAAAAGCUGAUGAGAGAUGUACAAAGACUCAAGAACAGCUCGACACCGAUCUACACUCAAUAAAAAACCUUCUUUAUCACCUCACGAAUCAAUCGAGAGACGAGGCAAAGAGACUCAAGGAACAGCAAAAACAAAUCGGAGAUUAUAGGGAUUUAAUUGAAGAAAAGAACGAUAUAAUUCGAGUCUUACAAUCUAAAUUGGAAAUCUAUGAAUACUCAGCAAAGAUAUUGAAUUUUAAUGUUUCAUUAAUUCCACCAGCGCCUAUGAUAAAGCAUGAGAUACCUGAACAGCAAAUUAAAAUUUAUGAAACUAGUUGCUUGAGUAUGGGAAACUCUUCAGAUAUUUUGGAAAUCCAAGUACCAGGAAUGCAACCAUUUUCUGUGGCAUGCGAUGGAGAUACUGCUGGACCUGGAUGGACUGUAAUUCAACGAAGAGUUGACAAUAGUGAGUACUUUAAUCGUAGCUGGAAUGAAUACCGAAAUGGCUUUGGAGAUCUGGAGAAAAGCUUCUUCAUGGGAUUGGAAAAGAUUCAUCAUAUCACAAAAUCACAGAACUAUGAACUAUAUAUACAUCUGGAGAGUUUUAACGGUUCUGUUCGCUAUGCACGUUAUAAUAAGUUUGGUAUUGGAAACGAAACGGAUGCCUAUGAACUAAAAGACUUGGGAGCGUAUUCUGGUGAUGCUGGCGAUGCGCUAGUUCAAAAUAUAAAUAUGAAGUUUACAACUUUCGAUCGGGAUAAUGAUAAAUUUUAUAGCAAUUGCGCCAGUGAGCGCGAUGGUGGCUGGUGGUAUAAUCAAUGUGCUCGAUCAAAUCUAAAUGGACGUUACUAUGAAAGCGAAAUGGAUGUAUGGGCAGGCAUUUGGUGGUGGAAUUGGCAAGAAACGCGCACUCUGAAAGCAGUGCAUAUGCUGAUAAGGCCAACGAAUACGACUAUAGUGAAAAACUAAUUGUUAUUUAAAUGGGAAGUUUUGUAAGUAAAUAAAAAUAGUUGUCAACUGUUCAAAUAAACUUUUUUGAAUAAUUUGCUUAUUUCUUACAUUUACGGAAAACAAAAGUACAUAAUAUUAGUUUGUGCUUUUUAAAUUCUGUAAAAAUUAAAAUUUGUAUAUUACUAGCGAUAUUUAUUUUCGAAAUCGGUAGUCCAGCACAUAUUUACAAUCAGUGUAAUUGUGAAAGGCGCAAAAAUACCGAAUGUAUAUUUUUGGAAAUACAAGUUACGGUCACAUUAAAUGCAACCCUGCUUGUGGAAGCGCGUCGUCUGCGCGUUUUGUAGCUCGUAGUUUUUUUGUUUAAUUUUUAACUACUAUAAGUGAACGUGUGCGUGGUUUUGACUUAAAAGAAUGUAUUACGCGUAUUACCGUUGCAACUAAACCCACAUAAAAUGACCUCCAUUGAUAGUGUACGUGUACUGCUGCAAUCGCUGCCAGCAGCAGCGCCCUCUGUCAGCA